CGUCUCCCUCCCAAUACAUCCCGUUCGAACAGAUAGCGCGAAUUUCCUGUACACAAAAUGUCUGACUCGGAAACUACGCCUGGUCUGAACGCGCUGCACAACCUAUAUGCAAUUCUUCUUGCUGCCCCGUCGCCUGCCAAUGUGCAUAUCACCCUGGUUGACCGCCGCGAUGGCUUCGUCCACUUCAUCGGCAUUACCCGUGGACUGACCGAGCCCGACUUUGGCAAGAAGCUGUGGGUUCCGUACUCGCAGGUUCCGUGGUUCUCACACCCCCAGAUCACAGUCAAGCAAGCAGCUGUUUCUCAAAUCACGGCCAAGGCGGUCCACCUGGCUGACGGCUCGGAGCUGAGCUUUGACUAUCUGAUCAUUGCACUAGGCCAGAGCCGCUUUGCCCCUAUUGGCGUUGCAUCGACAACGCACCGGGAGUUUGUUGCAGAGAUCGCCGAGGCACACGAGAAUAUCAAGAAGGCAGACAGCGUCGUUGUUGUCGGUGGCGGAGCUGUCGGUAUUGAGAUGGCUGCCGAUGUAAAGGCGGAUUUCCCCGACAAGCAUGUUAGCCUGGUCCACUCGCGGGUGCUUCCAAUCCCCGGGCCGUUCAAGGACGAGUUCCGCAAGGAAGUUGUCCGGAUCCUCGAAGAGGAUAUCGGCGUCAACCUUCCGCAAUCCAGGGAGGUUGGGACAGCCGAAACGACCAGUUCGGCUUUUGCGAACACGCCGGUGACACUGACCAGUGGAAAGGUCCUGCCGGCCGACUGGGCCAUAUUUUGCCUUGGCACACAGUCAAAACUGCCACUCAUCAGCCUCGACGCCUCCGUGCUGACACCCAAUGGAAUCGCUGUCAAGCCCACUCUGCAGGUGGACCACAGUGAUCUGGGCCACAUCUUCGCUGUCGGGGACAUCUGCGCGCGCGACGAGGUCAAGCUGGCUGGUGUGGCCAUGUACGGGGCGUACAUUGCGGCCCGUAAUAUCGCACGGUCCGUUUUGGGCAUGGGUGCCUAUGAAGAGUCGGAGGAGAAUCCGUCCAAGCUGCUCCUGCUGAUGGGCAAGGACCACUGGGCGUUCCAGAUGGGAGAUGAAAUCUGGGACCGGGAGCGCACGCAGCAAUACGUCUACCAGGAUAUGGGGCCUGGAGGUGUGCAUCGGCGCCCUCUCGCUUCGCACCACGCCGGAGUACUCCCCGCUCGAAGUACAUUCGGACAUCUUCGGGGGCAAGCAAUAGCCAGGAUUUGCCACAGUGGGAAAUCUGAGACACCACUUAGAAAUUGCCUAAUCUGA
Molecule: messenger RNA, 1275 nt
Organism: Linderina pennispora
Lineage: Eukaryota; Fungi; Kickxellomycota; Kickxellomycetes; Kickxellales; Kickxellaceae
Product: FAD/NAD(P)-binding domain-containing protein
Exons: 3
Coding region: 58-1275 (405 amino acids)
Cellular component (GO): cytoplasm
Molecular function (GO): flavin adenine dinucleotide binding; electron-transferring-flavoprotein dehydrogenase activity
Source: RefSeq, a predicted model, not a curated record